UGUUAUGAAUGAUAUUUACAUUUUAAAAUAUUAAAAAAUUGUUGAUACAAGAAUGUGUUGAAAAGUUUUUGCAAAAACAAACUUAGAGCUUUUCUACUCAAAGUAAAGUCCCAGAACAGAAAUUUACUUAAAAAUACUGAAAAGGAACAACGAUCCAUUUUCGACAAAAAGUCAUAUCGAAAACCAUAGAAAUACUUAGCAAAGUCAUUAGCCCAAUAUUAGCUUUGAAUCAAUGAAUUUGUAAUACUUGGGAAAGAUAUGUUCUAGAAUAUUUAGCAUUCGUGCUUAUCGAAAUAGUCCAUGUAUUUGUGCGGAAGGUAAGGAGAGCCAUAAUAUGUCACAAAAAUAACGGAAAAAACAGAUUUUGAAAAUUAUAGAUAGACAGAUCUUACAAGGAAAUUAGAAGUUUGAGAUAUAAUUUCCCUCUUCGACUGUGUUCUAAUUGUGUUAGUCUCUCUAUCGUGUAACUCUGCCAAACCUGAAACGCUAAUACCCAUUGCCAGAUCUCAAGAACUCUCUUUUUGAUCAGAUAAGGGCGGUAAUUUCACCAAGCUUUCCAGAUGAUGCCGUGGUACAGGGGUCCGAGCGGCUCGGCCCAGGACCUUAUCGAGCUCCAGAAAGAGGACUCGACCCCUCCAGCCGAAGUGAGCAAACUGCGAAGAGUGCUCACUUACCACGCAAAGCGAAGGAAGAAGAAAGCUCAUCACGUCGGAGGAUUCUGCCUCCAUUCGGUGCUCAAGGAACCCCUCUGUCUCGUGAACUCGGUACCCCUCAACUUCGAAUUUGGAAGUUCUUCAACUACAGACCUUGCUGCAAGAAGAGGCGUAUUCAGCAGAAGGAGAUAUGGCUCAGUGGAGAUGCUCGCUUCCUGCGACGGUGAGGGAUCUGAAAGUCUAGUCCGGAGAUUCCGAAUAGAAAAUGGUGAACAAGUGGAAAAAGAUGAGGUAUAUGGAUCUCCAAGCACGCCUGUUCUGGAAAAUCCUGAAUACCAAACGAGGUGGUAUUUCAAAUUCUUCUUGGGAAAAUUGCAUCAGAACUACGUCGGUGCAGACUCUGACAAAGUCCCUUUCUUCUUGUCAGUUGUGCUCACCGACGCCAACUCCCAAGGAGUUCAGCAGUACAGAGCCAUCCUCUGGAGAAAAACGGGAGCUCAAAAAAUUUGCCUUUCUCAUUCGCCUGGUAAACCCUUGACGGUGAAGUCUAUCUUAAGUAAUUUCCAAAAUAUGGACAAAAUCGAGAAAGGACCAAAGGAAAUCUUCUCUCCAGAGAUUCAAAAGGAUCUACUGUUAUUGGAAGAGCAAGAAGGAUCUGUGAAUUUCAAAUUUGGUGUGCUGUUUGCAAAAGCCCGCCAAACAACAGACGAUGAAAUGUUUAGCAAUGAAACCGGUACAAAAGAAUUUGACAAGUUUGUGAAUUUGCUUGGUGAGAGGAUUCGGUUAAAGAGCUGGGAUAAAUACAGAGGAGGACUAGAUGUCAAAGGUGAUAUGACGGGGAAAUACUCUGCUUACACAAUAUACGAAGGCCAUGAAAUUAUGUUUCAUGUCUCUACUUUACUGCCUUACUCCAAAGACAAUCGACAACAAGUUGAAAGAAAACGGCACAUUGGCAACGACAUUGUGAAUAUCAUAUUUCUAGAAGGCACUCAUAUGGAUCACGUCAACUUCAAACCAACGAUGAUCAAAUCUCAAUUUACUCAUAUCUUCGCGGUUGUUUCAUACGAGAAGGAAGAUGAUUCCUACAGGUUGUCUGUGUAUUCGGAGGAAUCGGUUCCCCUUUUCGGCCCGACGCUCCCGAAUCCACCAAUUUUCAAAAAUCAUCAAGAAUUCAGAGAGUUUCUUCUAGUCAAACUUAUCAACGGUGAGAAGGCAGCAUUCAACACUCCGACCUUCGCGCAGAAAAGAGAGAGAACAUUAGACAUGCUCAUAAAGGAUCUCUACACCGAACACAUGGCAGAGAACAGAGGGGCGGAAUUGUUUUUUAACGCUGUGGUUUCAAAGAUCCUUCUUAAGCAGCGGUGGAUGGAGAAAGCGAACGUUGCAUCCAAGCGCAGAGAAAUGACGAUGCUCAACAGACGCGCAUUUAGUGACGUCUUGUCUGACGCAUCCAAAACAUCACGGAGAAAAGAAGAAGCCAGGCAGGUCGAGUUUGUCAGGAUUGGACAGGCACUAAAGUUAGAUACGAUUGUCAAAGGAGACGCGCCAACAAGUUUAGCGACUACCAGUCUGUUUAAGAGAGAGCUGCCUAAGAGCAACCCGUGCCUGCCCUGGGAGCCACAGUGCUUUUAUCCGGAUUUCCCUCAUGAAAUCGUCUGUGGAGACUCGUGGGGAGAUAACAAAUUGGUUUUGGCAACUGAAGACGGAGUCUAUUUUGUUGAAGAGGGAUCUAGUCAUCGAUUAAUUUUUGAUAAAUCUCUACAAGUGAAGCAACUUAGUGUUGUUGAAGCUCAUGGAAUUUUAUUAAUAAGAGCGGACAAAGGCCGGGACAGCCGAAUCCACGUGUUUCGUCUCUCUGAUUUUGAAGGCGAGCAAAAUGAGGCACUCAUAAGAACAAAAGCUGACGUCAAAGAUCACAAAAUAGAACGUACGAAAGGUUGUCACUUGUAUGCUCUCAGUCGCCCCGGUGGUAGCCACCUGCGCAUGGUGGUGGCGAUCGGGCGCAAGCUGAUCAUUCUUCAGUGGAGACACUCUGCCGCGUGGACCACGUGGUGUGCAGCGUCGGACACCGACACGGUGGACGGAUUUCAGUUCACUAAGGAAAUUUCCCUCCCUGACACUCCGCAUCUCAUUACUUUGGUGGACAGCCCCGUGUCGGGAUUCGACAACCAGAUAUGUGUUGGGUACAGACACCAGUUUGACCUGGUGAAUGAAAAGACCGGAGAGUCACAAAAGUUGCACGUCAUCGAAGGAAACAAAGGUCAUCUGAUUGCUGCCAUCGACAUAUACGAAGAUGAUGAAGCUGAAUUGUUGCUCUGUUAUAAUCAUAUGACGCAUUUUCAAAAGCUGUUUGAGGAAGGCACAAGUGAAUUCGAUUUCCAGUGGAAUGCAGUACCCGAAGCAAUCGUCUGUGCCUUUCCCUACGUCAUGGCCUUCACGUCCGACAACAUAGAAAUCCGACUCGUCAUCAACGGAAACCUCGUACAAAGCAUGGUCAUGCCCAGCCUCAAGCUCAUCACAGCGAAAAGCGACAUCAUCUUCGCUACCACCGCACCCGAAAGUUUCCAAGUUCGCCGAGAACGCGUCAAAGUUGACAAGAUGGACAGAGAUCCGAGUCUUUCUCCACCUUCAUCGCCACACUCUACAGGAGGGGGUGCACCGUACAACUUUGAUGGGGUGAAGCCAUUCCGGAUCUUCCGGAUUUCGUACACUUCCCUGACGGGUAGCUCACCCAGCGAGCGCAGAGUGCCCACACCCACCACACCCACUCCCAACUCAAUGCUCAACGCCGGUGCCUCCGGCAUCAAUUAUCUUACACCGGAUACGCAGCUAGACUGCCUGAGCGCCGAUGGCAAUCGCCUGCGGGCCGAUGCAGCUCGACCCAGUCGCAGUGCGUCCUCCUCUCCCCUGCCCCAACUGCCUCUCAUCCAUCGGCAGGCCUCCCCCACCCGAGGACUCAACCGAGAUCACACCCAUUCCGCCAGUUCCGAUUCUGGAUUGGGCAAAAGUUUGGGAUCCACUCCGCCGCCGAGUCCUUUUGUUGUGGCAGAAAUCGACCCACCUGCUCCCUUCCAGGACAAGUGAUGACCCCCCCCCUCCCCACUCUUUUAUCAUUCUUACAACAGAGAUGAAAAUGAAGAGCAUGCGUACAAACUGUGCAUUCGCGAAACUCAGUACAAACAUUAAGGUGUACAUUGCAGUACAAAAUAUUAUAUUUUAUAUGUACAAAUGAAUUUCAAAAAGUUAGUAAUUACGUAAAGGAGAAUUUAGCAUAUACAUAAAAAAAAAAUAAAAAAAACUGUGGGCCCAGAUAAACGACUAAGGAGAUAAAUAUUAUAAAAUUUUUUGUCAUCCUAGUUGAAAAGUAACUUUACUUCGUCCCAAAAUAAUAUAUAUAUAUUUCACAUAUCAAAUUAGAUUUGAAACAUUCAAAAUUAUUGUCAAUUAAAGUGAAUUUUGGCAGUCAAUCAAUAAUCAGUGUAAUUGCACAGUGAAUGAAGGAACGAGAUAAUCAGUUGUUUUAUCAGUGUUUUUAAAAAGCGUUUUUUUUUUCUUUUUUUUUUUUUUAGUUAGAUAUAAAAAGAACUUUUGUUACUGAUUUAUUUUAGGUACAAAAGUAGCAAAGAUUUAAAAAAUACCUAUAAAAAAUGUUGCAAUAUUUGUUUCUUCCUAUACAGUUUGAACCAAUAUAUAAGAUCAAAAUAAUUUCUAAAAUAUUCAUUGUAUCAAUUUUUCAGAGAACUAUGCAAAAUAAAUAUUAAUUUACACGAUAAUUGUUAGCAAUUUUAUAACUAAGAAUUAAGACAAAACAGACACUUUUAAAUAAAUUCAUCAUUUUAUUAAAUUGAUACUUAUUUUCUAAUAAAUAAUAAACCUGGAUGCAAAAAAAGCAUUUCGCACCUGAGAUUUGCUAACCUGCUUGUUUCAUCCUUGCUUUUUUCUUUUUACUUUAUCAAAUAUUACCACUUGAAUAAUAAUAUAAUAAGCAUAUUUUAUUGAAAAAUCCUCCUCUGAAUUCAAAUAAUUAGAAAUUCAUUUUUAUAUCUUUAUUUUAUCUUAUUUAAAAUUUAUCUUGUUUGCUCUAAUGAGCGCAAUCCCUCAAAGCAUUGGGGGAAAAAACCUUAUUUUUAAAAUAUUAAUUCGAAUUGUAUGACAAGUUUCGUUUAAAUCCCCAACCAGAGAAUUAGAAAGAAUUUUUUUUUUCUAACCUAAAUAAUUUAUUCGGCUCGAAAAGCACCAGAUGCUUUAAAUGCUCAAUUCAUAUAUGAAUAAUUUAGUUCUAGCUCCGUCUUUUUUCUUCCUAAUUAUCUUUUAAAUUGCACACAUUGCAAAUUCUUCAGAUUAUUUUAAUUAAAAUCUGUCAUUAAUAUCCAUGCAUUUUUAAUCGUAUAAUGAAGUAAAUCCCCUGAUAAAUGCUAUAUUAUUUCCUUUUUUUUUUCAUUCAUUUGUAAGAUGAAUCUUUUUCUUUGAUACAAGUUGUUUAUAAUAGUACGAGAAAAGACUGCGUGAAAGGCGGUUCAUAUUUUACUCUUCAAGGCAGGAAAAGUAUCAAUAAAAUAGCAGUUAAUUCCAUUACAGGAGUUUCAGAGAAACUGAAAUCAGUAAUGCAGACUUUCCCCAGGUGACAGAAUGGAUUGAAAAAGAAUAUAGCUUCGGAAAGGAAUAUUGGAUUCGUUCUUUGUUAUAAUUUAAUUAGCUGCUUUUAAGAAUUCGGAAACAAAUAAUUCUUAUUUUAAAGUUGAUUUUCUGUUUUUUAUUAAAAAAUAUAAUCUUGAUAGCAUCAGGAUGAAAAUAUUUUAUUUCAAUAUUUACCAUUUAUUAAAAUAACGCCAUUACAUGCAAUAACGAAUACUUUAAAUCUCGACAUAAAUUGAUUAAAAUUUCAGUAUCUACAAAUAAAGGUUAUUUAUAAAUAAUUGAAAUUUUGAUUACUUUUUCCUUUCCCAAGAAAAUGAACACGAAUUCAAAAAGAAUAUCAAUUUAUUUUUUUGAUGUCAGGUUUGAAUCGACAACUGUUAAUUUAU
This is a messenger RNA of Argiope bruennichi, 5677 nucleotides long. RefSeq names its product GTPase-activating Rap/Ran-GAP domain-like protein 3. The coding region runs from base 561 to 3737 and encodes 1058 amino acids. Gene Ontology annotation, molecular function: GTPase activator activity. Lineage: Eukaryota; Metazoa; Arthropoda; Arachnida; Araneae; Araneidae. Gene Ontology annotation, biological process: activation of GTPase activity; regulation of small GTPase mediated signal transduction. The record is from RefSeq and is a predicted model, not a curated record. The transcript has 31 exons. Gene Ontology annotation, cellular component: cytoplasm.